UGAAAAACUAUGCAGUACCCAUCCAGCUUAAAAUCAAAGGUUGGUUUUGCCGCCAGUGGAGAGGCGCUGGUAACUAAGCUGAAAUGUUUGACAUGUGGGAAGCCUCUUGACCAUGAAAUAUGCUGUAUUCACGUGCCCUCGCCUUUGAAAGUUCUUCGCGUUGGAGUCAGAGAUUCCAUUCUUCCUGGAGCACCGUGGGGCCAGCUGUAUCCAACCCUCACUUCUCCUUGGGAAAGCUGAUCGUGGCUUAAAAGUCUUGCUGUAGCCAAUGCCAGACCUAUUUCCAGCCGCAUCUUCGACCCUUCCUUCCACCCCUGCCCACUGGAGGACACUUGGAAACUGAAGUGGACUGGGCAGCGGGGUUCGGGAAGCCAUGCAUCAUGCCGGCAGGAGCCAGCUGCAGACUUUAAACUCUGCCCAAGAUGUGGAGAGGGCAGAGAAAUGACCUGUCCAGACAAGCCGGGACAGCUCAUAAACUGGCUCCUUUGCUCAUUGUGUGUCCCGAGGGCCUGUAAACUGUGGAGCAGCCGGCGGCCCAGGACCCGGCGGAACCUCCUGCUGGGCACCGCCUGUGCCAUCUACCUGGGUUUCCUGGUGAGUCAGGUGGGCCGGGGCUCCAUCCAGCACGGGCGGGAUGCCAACAGGGGACCUCUCCGUAGCCAGGACAUCACCAAGGCGUCCUUCCCCGAGAUCCCACUGGAUGGAACCCUGGCCCCUCCAGAGCCCCAGGGCAACGGCACCACGCUGCAGCCCAACGUGGUUUACAUCACCCUGCGCUCCAAGCGCAGCAAGCCUGCCAACAUCCGUGGCACGGUGAAGCCCAAGCGCAGAAAAAAGUACGCCGUGGCAUCCGUGCCCCCUGGACGGGAGGCGUUGGUUGGCCCAUCCCCGCCUCCGCAGGAUGCUGAAGGGGCGCUGUAUGCUCAGGGACGCCUGCCUAGGGUUGCAGAGUCGGCCUGGAGGUUGGCGCGGGGCCCCGGUGUCCGAGCCGGGGGCCCAGACUUGCAGCUGCCCCGCAGCCCGGAGAGCAACAUCAGGCUCUACAGCGAGCGCGCCCCCUCGUGGCUGAGCAAAGACGACAUCGGCAGGAUGCGCUUGCUGGCCGACGGCGCCGUGGCCAGCGUCCAGCCAGUGGCAUCCAACAGCGGUGCCCGCUUGCUGGUGCUGGAGGGGGGCAGCGCAGGCUCGCAGCCUAGGCCCCGUGGGCUGCUCAAGCAGCCUUUGGACAUGAGUGAGGUGUUCGCCUUCCACUUGGACAGGAUCCUCGGCCUCAACAGGACCCUGGUGUCUGUGAGCAGGAGACCCGAGUUCGUGCAAGAUGGCCGCCCACGUCCUGUCGUUCUCUGGGACUCAUCCUUAGCUCCAGUGAGCAAUGAUAGCCACUCUUCAGUUAAGCUCACCUGGGGGACAUACCAGCAGCUGCUGAAACAGAAGUGCUGGCUGAAUGGCCGGGUGCCCAGACCCGAGUGGGGCUGCACUGAAGUCCAUCACCAUGAGUGGUCCAAGAUGGCUCUCUUCGAUUUCCUGUUACAGAUUUAUAACCGCUUAGAUACAAAUUGCUGUGGAUUCCGACCUCGCAAGGAAGAUGCCUGUGUAGUGAACAGACUGAGGUCACACUGUGAUGACCAAGAUUCUGUGAUACUAGCACACAUUAUCCAGAGAAAGCAUGACCCAAGGCAUUUGGUCUUUAUAGACAACAAGGGCUUCUUUGACAGAAGCGAAGAUAACUUAAACUUCAAAUUGUUAGAAGGCAUCAAAGAGUUUCCUGACUCUGCAGUUUCUGUUUUGAAGAGCCAGAGCUUGCGGCAGAAGCUCCUCCAGUCUCUGUUUCUUGACAAGGUUUUCUGGGAAAGCCAAGGUGGCAGGCAAGGCAUCGAGAAGCUCAUCGACGUCAUAGAACAGAGAGCCAGGAUUCUCGUCACUUAUAUCAACGCACGUGGGCUCAAAGUUCUGCCUAUGAGCGGCUGACAGAAAGGUCUGGCUACAGUGCUACCCCGUAUUGGUUUUGUUUGUUAAUCAAGUACAUCUGCUUCAAGUCCUCCUGGGAGUGAGAUGGAUACACGUAACAAAUGAAUUUGAUCUGAUAGAUAUGAUGGACCUGACUAAGAAAGCGAUGAAGGCUGUGCAGAUUUAAGAAGGUUUAGAAAAACAUACUGCUGACAAAUGCUUUUGUUACAGUCAGGUUUGCAUUCCUGGCAGAAAACACCCAACCAAGAGCAGCUUGUCUUAUGGGCUCAAGGAGAAGCUCCAUGAUGGCAGGGAAAAUGAUGGCAUGAGCAGAGGGUGGACAUC
Jaculus jaculus (lesser Egyptian jerboa) is the source of this 2292-nucleotide messenger RNA. It is a transcript of the gene Gask1b, whose product is annotated as golgi associated kinase 1B. The record is from RefSeq and is a predicted model, not a curated record. Bases 442 to 1968 code for a protein of 508 amino acids. The transcript is spliced from 5 exons. Gene Ontology annotation, cellular component: Golgi apparatus. NCBI's taxonomy places the organism in Eukaryota, Metazoa, Chordata, Mammalia, Rodentia, Dipodidae.